GUUACGUAUGGUGUAUGGUAUAAUUGGAUUGUGUAGGUGGUUGUACUAGUGUUGGUGGGGUACGAUAGCUCUAAAAAGCUUAACCUCAUCACUCUAAUCAGAGUCAUUAAUGGCCAUAUCGUGAAUGUUUGCUAAAUUCCAAUCAUUGAAUGCUGUUUCUAAAAUGAUAUAAAAAUAAUUUAUUUAUUCAUUGCAAUAAAUAACAAAAUAGUAACUAUAUUCGUUACAAUUAUUUAAAUGUUAACGUAUCCUGUAAGGAGAAGAUAUCAUUCAAUUUAAAGUUAUAGAAGUUUCAAACAAGUCAAAGAAGGUCACAUUCCUAGCUGCUCUGAUUUAACUUCUCAGAAAAGGUCAUUCCAUAUAUUUCCGUCAUCAAAAUCUAGUACAAUAAACUAAAAAUGGCAAAAUGAUAUUGUAUGUCCAAGAUAUUUUUUAAAAGUCUUUAUAUGAUAUUUUUAUAUAUAAUUUCAAAAUGGAGCCUGUUCAUUUACCUAUAAAACCUAAACACAAAAGCAGCAUAAAACAAAAGAAUAAUUUAACGAAUUUGGAGUCUCUUCGAGAAAUUAUAAGUCUAACAAGUGGAAAAAAUCCGAAAAUAAAAAAAAGCGAUGCAACGAACUGGCGGCCAACGCUUGUCGAUUUAUUUAGCUUGCUUUGUUCGAAUACGGAAAUCGGCAACGAUGCAAUAUUAUUGACAUCCAAUGCAUUUCUAUCACUUGAAAAAGCUGUUUCCUCAACAACUGAAUUCGAAAAUGAACUGUACAAUUAUUUCAAAUUGGAGAAAAAUCAAAUAACCAAAUACAACCGACUGUACGAAGUGUACAAUGUUGAUUUAUUCAAAUUGAUAAUUUGCAGUGGACUUUUACAAGUGGGAGACAGUACAAAAAGCUCCAAGGAGAUUUACAAAAUUAUAUUUGAAAUAGCUUAUCCUCAUUGUAUUAGGUACACAGGGUACACUUAUUUCGCUUUCAAGAUCAUGCAGUCGUGGAUGCAAAGAUCGUCAAAAACCCACUUGUGGUCGGGAAACUCAUUCGAGUUGGAAGGGCAGUUGGAAUCUGUCAUUUUCUCGAAUUGGGAUAACUCUAUUUGCAAGGCCAACGUGGUAGGACUUUUUGCGGCCUACUUGGACGUCAUGAAGAACAAAUACGAUGGUUUUUUGCAAUUUUUGUUCUCUAGUUGCGUCGAAAAUAUAUCUUGGUGCCACGUUACGAAGUAUACGAUAUUGGCUGCAAUUUGUAGUGGACUCGAAGACAUCAAUCUGAUGACUGACUCACAAUUUAUAUCGGCACUUUAUAAUAGUUUAACUCUCAAUCAUCUCAGUAGCGCAAGUAGCAAAGUCUACACAAUUAUUUGCAACAAAUUGACAAAAGAUGUUUGGCAGGCUACUUUUGGAGCUCAUGUAAAGAAUUUCGUCAUCACUUGGGAAACAGAGAAGAAGUAUGCCACACUACAAACUCUAUGCAAAUGCUGGCUCGAGCCUGUAAUAAAACGACAUCGUGACAUUGUACCUUUUCUUGCGGAAUGUUGCGACGACGAUUGCAUUCUGUAUAAAUCGCAUUUAUUACGAAUCGCCAAAAAGUAUGUAGUAACGUUGCCAAUUACUUACGACAAUCAAGUACUUUUGGAUCAUGAAGAUGAGUUUGUAAGAUUGAACGCUUUUGCUGCACAUUGUCACGAAGUAGGAAUCUCAUCCAACGAUCAGUAUUUUAAUUCUGUGAAUGCGAUAAAACAUUUUUUAUACUUUAAUGCAAUUGCUGACACAACUUACCUCAGGGAAGGUAGCUUCAACUACUUCAAAAUUUUCCUGAGUAAUUUUCUUAAGCGAUCGUCAGUCCAAAAGGAUUCGAAAGAUCUUGUUCGUUUCCUAGACUGGUUUCACGAAUUUUUGUUGGACUGUUUUGAAAUAGGCUCUUGUUAUCAGCGAAAGAUUUUCGGAUUGCAUUUAUACAAGAUCACCUUACAGUUGUUGUGCAGCGAUAAUGUGGCUAAUGGUAUACUAUCCAAAAAUCCAAAUUUCAAGGAGGCAAUGAAGUACAGUCCCGUGUUGCGAAAGGAAAUGACAGAUCUUGGAAAAUGGAAGUUUCAUAAUAAAGAAAGUAUUGUUCUUUUAUUCAAGCUAAUACUGGAUCCAGCUAACGAUAUACAAGAGAUUUCAUCUUCUAUUAUAAUUGAUUAUUUUGAGCCCAAUAUACUGUCUGAUGCAGAAAAGAGUGAUAUUUUCAUAACAGCAUUGAAUAAAUGUAACUCUUGCAAAUUUUUCGAAACCGCCAGCGGAGCAUAUUUAUUCAAAGUUUUAACAAAAUGGUUCGUUUUGAAUUCAGCCAAUAAAACGAAUCUGAAACCCAAGAUUAACAUGAAAAUUCAGUCUCUGAUAAAGGAAAGUCCGUCUUACGUGAGAUUCUUGUACAGAGAAGCAGUGCAUCAACUAAUACAAGUGAAACAUGAUGUCUUGAAAGCGGCUACCAAAAACACACCUUUUUAUGGAGUUGUCACAGCUAUAGUGAUGACUGGUUUCGUUAAUGGGCCAGAACGUCAGCUCAUGACUGAAACGUUUUUAAAAGAAGUGAUGACUUUAUGCGAAGAUGCUACAAAUUAUUUCCUGCUUGCAUUUUCCUCCAAAUCUUCAAAUCCAGAAUAUUCAUCGUCUUUUCAAGAAAUGGGUUUAGCUAUCGAUGAAGCAGUAAAAGGUAGCGAGAUAAAUUAUGAAUAUGAUGAAUUAGUCUUAUCCCCUGCCCAACAAAUAGUUAUCACGUGUAUUUGGAGAUCAUUAAAGGUACUUUGUGAACUAUUAGUUGAAAUAGCGAAAAGUGAACUCGCGACAAAGUCAAUGAUUGUCCGAGCCACUGAACUUAUUGUAACGGUAUCAUUGAAAUGUCGUCACAAAGGAGUUAUUGAAUCAGCUGGUGCAUCUAUGGCUAACUUAACCAGGCAUCUGAGUAAAGAUCAACAGCACGCAGAGCUACUCCUGGAUCAAUUGAAAAAACUGCUCAACAAUGAUUUUUCGUCGAGUAUAAAUCUAACGCGAAGGGGAGCUGGAUUGACAAUUUUAUUUCACAAGCUUAUAGCCAGCGAUACGAGAGCUGAUAGACCACUACUUCAUUAUGCUGUGAAUUUUCUAAUGCAAAAAUUACGAGAUUCAGCUCUGAUCAAAGUCGAGCAAAGAGAAUCUAGCAAUUACGACGAUCCCUGUGCUAUGCAUCUCCACUUUUUAAAGACUCUUGUGGCGGAUAAACAGCUCCAACCACAAAUGAGCUCCUAUGUUGAGAAUAUUUGUUUAACUUGUUUCGAAUACAUACCAUCUCGGGUAUUUACAAUUCGAAACGCUAGUGUUCAGCUGUUUGGAGCAAUAGUCUCAAGACUUGUUGGUCAAAAUAUCGGCGCCAAAUCCGUGGAUUUUGGGUAUGGUUAUUCGAUAAAUUACUUCGCAACGCAUUUUCCUCAACUAGCUGCUCACAUAUUACUGAACUUACAAGCUUGUUGUCAGCCAAUCGGCGCAAAGUAUGUCAAAUGGCAAGUCAGCAAGAACAUCAUUCAUAUUUUGUCCUUGUUGUCAAUGAUGUUCUUUAGUGGCUGCGAACUUGUCGAUAGAGCGUCGGAACUUUACGUUAAGCAGAUCAGGAACUGCUUGCAAUUUUACAUGAGCAGUCCUAUAUCGCAUGUUCGAAACUUGGCCGCAAAGUCCUAUACCGCACUUGUUGGUUUGUCGAGUAUAGAGCAAGAAAUCGAUCAAUUAAAGAGUCAAAUCGCAUCUACAAGCAACUUUAAUCGACUGAAUGGCUAUUUGACUGCUUUACAGUAUUUAUUUGACAAGCAAAAUGACGAAGUACAGAGUGUAGUAGUGAAACAUGCCAAAAUGAAAUCGUUAAGUGAGGUGAGAAAAAAAUUGGAGACCCACGCGAAAAUCGAAGCACUUUGGACCUUUUGGACUCGACGAGCGAUGUUUAUUCAGCAAAAGAAACUUUGUUACACUGUCGAAGCUCAACUCUUAAGAAUGUCGCGUCAAUUUAAACUUGUACUUGAAGAAAAUUAUAGUAUUGAUUCAAAAAAGAAGAAUAAUUUUGAUACCAUAUUUGACAAAAAUCGACCGGGAUUUUUCGAAUUCAUCGACGAGUUGAUGCAACUCUUUGUGGAAUACAUUUCUUGUAAUAUUGUUGGCGCGGAAAUAAAAACUAUAUUGGAAGCAAAAUGCAUAGAUUUCGGCAUAAAUUUUUUAAAGUACGCUCCACGUCAUAAACGCAAUUUGCUCAUGAUUUGUGUCAAUUUCGCGAUAAAUAAUUUUGAAAAGGUUCACCCAGUUUUUCUUGAAGCAAUAAAUAUUUAUACAAACGAAUCGAUUAAAUGUACAUUUAAAAAUCAAACCUUUCAUUUUAAAUAUAUGGACAUAUCUAGACUGAAAAUAUUCGCGUCGAAAUUAGAGAAUACAUAUACUCGAACGAUUCAUUUAUCGGAGUUACUGUUAUUUAUUCAUGUCAUGUCGAUGAGAGGAUCCGAAACAUACGAUCUUUUCGAAGAUUUCGUUUCAUCUAUCACAAACGAAAAAGUUGUACUGUCUAACUAUUUCAAUUAUCCUGAAGUUACGAGACAGCUAAUUGCCAAGGGACUAGAACUUUUGCUUUGUAACUUUGAUCAGUUGAAUACCAAAUGUAGAGUAAUGCCUUUGUUAGUUUCACUAGUUGCUAUGAAAGAUGAGGUUUUUAAUAUAAGAGAGAUGAUUCGAAGUAGCGUUCUCGAUGUCAUUUUAACUUGUAAAUUGAGAACUAGGAGAAUUUUUGAUCAAAUUAUAUAUUUUGUAAUAUUGGAAAACAUUGUGUCAGAAAAAACUAUAAUCGGUGAGCUCUGUGAUAUUGAGAUUAACAAAUUUUUUGGGAAAUAUUUGUCUACUGUGCAACAGCGUUCGAGUACUUUUGAUAUAACGAAUCCUUUCGACGAUAAUAAUGUAUCUCCUUACAGAGAAGAGUCAAAAAUCAUAAACUACAUCGUAUUUUUUAUAAAGCAAAAAUUUGUCAAAACAAUUUGUAACAAAGAUGUAUUUUAUGAAAUUAUUAUUGAUAAUAUAUUUGAUACUAAGCGUAAUUUGUUAACAAAAAUGAAUAUCCAUACUGAUAAUCUAGUACAUAUUUUGAGCAUUAGGGAUGAAGAGUAUCUAGCUAAUAAAUUAAAAAUUGUAAAUGAACGGUAUUCUACAAUAAAAUGAUCAAAUCAUUUU
This is a messenger RNA of Phymastichus coffea, 5206 nucleotides long. RefSeq lists its product as uncharacterized. The record is from RefSeq and is a predicted model, not a curated record. Lineage: Eukaryota; Metazoa; Arthropoda; Insecta; Hymenoptera; Eulophidae. The transcript is spliced from 10 exons. Gene Ontology annotation, cellular component: cytosol. The coding region runs from base 473 to 5194 and encodes 1573 amino acids. Gene Ontology annotation, biological process: tRNA methylation.